Molecule: messenger RNA, 592 nt
Organism: Brienomyrus brachyistius
Lineage: Eukaryota; Metazoa; Chordata; Actinopteri; Osteoglossiformes; Mormyridae
Product: anti-apoptotic protein NR13-like
Exons: 2
Coding region: 26-538 (170 amino acids)
Biological process (GO): regulation of apoptotic process; intrinsic apoptotic signaling pathway in response to DNA damage; extrinsic apoptotic signaling pathway in absence of ligand
Cellular component (GO): mitochondrial outer membrane
Molecular function (GO): protein homodimerization activity; protein heterodimerization activity
Source: RefSeq, a predicted model, not a curated record
UUCUUGUUCUCUCUUUUCAGUGAACAUGGCCACUUCAUUGCAGGAAGAAACUCUCAUAGUGGCAAAUGACUAUAUGGAUUUCUGCAUUGGAAUCAAGAAGGCACCUCCCAGCGAAGCCGCCAAAGCCAUGAGAUACCUGGGAAAGGAUGUUGAAAGAAUCUAUGGGUUCAGACUGCGCCCACUUGUGCAAUUUCUCUUGGACAGCAGUGGCAUUAACACCUGGACCCAACUCAGGAGUGUGAUGAUGGAGGUGAUUGGAAGGGAAGCGAUGAGCUGGGGCCAAAUUGUCAGCCUCUUUUCCUUCACGGGAAUACUGGCCGUCCAGUUGUCUACUGGCGAAGAUGAUGUUGCCUGCAGUAGACGGCUGGCGGAACUUUUGACAGAAGUACUUCUGACGGAAAAAGAAGAAUGGAUGGUCCAAAAUGGAGGCUGGGUCAGAAAGCUGCUAAAAAGAACCCUACCAGGCUUCUUCCAGUCUUCCUUUCUGAUCUUCAGGAAACUGCCAGGAACAUCAGGGGUUUCAUUAGGAGGGAGCUGAGUAGCGGCCCGGGGGACGGGGGGGUCCAAUUCACUGGACACAUGCCAGGACCCG